AAUAUAUUUAUUUUAUAUAUUUAGUAAGAAUUACGUAUUCCCGUUAAUGAUUUCGUUUAUUAGAAAUAAAGUCUGUUCUAUCAUUUUUGUGGGGUUAAAGGCAGGCAGGCAGACAGACAGACAGGCAGAUUAUGUUGUAUUAAACUACAUUUUCCUUUUUUAUUGAAGCCUGUGAGCAUGUAUUACUUUUCACGUGAAGUUCCUUUUUCAUCUUUGUGUCUUUUGAUUCUCUGUAUAACAUGUAAUUCUAUACAAUAAUAUACAUGUCCAUAUCUAUUUUAAAUUUGAUAUAUAUACAUAUACAUGUUUGAAUUCUCUAUAUACACUUAUGUUGGCUUUCGAGGAUUAUUUAAAGUCAUUUCCCAUCUAUUUUUUCGUGAAAUAAAGAUAACAGACAUUCAUAAUGUACCGACAUCAGACCCAUGUAUCUUUAUUGUGGGUCCUCAUGCAAAUCAAUUCAUUGAUGGCAUUGUUUAUAUGAACGUCAAUCCUCGUCCUUCUUAUGCUUUGAUGGCUGAUGUUUCCUAUCAGAAACCUGUUAUCGGUCAUGUAGGAAAAAUAUUAAAUGCUAUUCCUGUAGUAAGACCUCAAGAUAGAAUAAACUUGGGUACAGGAAAAAUAAAGUACCAUCCUCCAUAUCAAAUAGAAGGUCAAGAUACAAAGUUUUUAACGGAAGUCAAUGUUCGCGACUUUAUUCUAUUUGGUAAAAACGACGAUAAAGUCCAUGUGGGUCGUAUCAUUUCAGACACUUUACUUGAAAUUACACAUGCCAUUGACAAUGAUGAUGCUCCUUUUUCAUCUUUUAAAAUAGUACCUCAUUUGGAUCAAACCGUUGUUUAUGAUGAAGUUUAUCAUCAUUUAAAUAAUCAAAAAUGUAUUACUAUUUUCCCAGAAGGUGGAAGUCAUGAUAGAUCAGAAAUGCUACCCUUAAAAGCUGGCUUUGCUAUUAUGGCAUUAGGCACAUUGGCAGCCAAUCCUACGUUAAAUCUUAAAAUUGUCCCUGUUGGACUCAACUAUUUCCAUCCUGAUCGUUUCAGAUCUCGUGCUGUCGUUUCAUUCGGUAAACCUAUCUCCAUUCAGCCUUCUGAAGUAGAAAACUAUAAUUUAGGAGGUCAGCAUAAACGAGAAGCUAUAACAAAGCUCUUGGAUCAAAGUGAUAAAGCAUUUAAAGCUAUUACUUUGAAUACGCCUGAUUAUGAUACACUGAUGAUUAUACAGACAGUAAGACGUCUUUAUAAAACGAAAAGGAAUACUAGUACUAGUAUCGACCAAGUUGUUCAAUUAAAUCGUCUCUUCAUUCAUUUAUGGCCUAGACUAUCAAAGAAUGAUCCUGUUCAUUUCCAAGUUAUUAUACAGAAGGUGAAACAGUACAAUAGCAUGUUGAGGUUUUUCGGGAUUAGAGAUCAUCAAGUAGAAAAAUUAAAUAUGACAGCUAUGGAAGGCUUUGUAGAAUUAUUUAAACGGAUCAUCAAGUUAACGGUUAUGAUCGGCUUAGGCACUCCUACUUUGAUCUCUAAUUUACCUCUAAUUUGGAUUACAAACUAUAUAAGUAAAAGGAAACAGAGAGAGGCCUUGGCUAAUUCUUCUGUCAAACUUUCUGGUAAAGAUGUUCUCGCAUCAUGGAAAGUGAUUGUAGUUGCUUUUGCAGCACCUACACUUUAUGCCUUUUAUGCGUUCAUUUAUUUUCUCUAUCUCUUCAAGAGACGCUCUAGAGUAACAACAACAUUGCGUACAAAAUUAAUCAGAUCUGGUAUAGUGUGGGUCAUUCAACCUAUUUUACAUUAUCUAUUAAUGCGACUAGGUGACACUGGUUUAGAUAUUUACAACUCUAUAAACCCUUUAAUUUUAGCAAUGAGGAAUCCUGAAGCAGGAGAAAUUAUUCGCUCUAUGCGAAAGGAAUUAUCAGAGGAUAUAACUGAAUUUGUUAACAAAUAUGCUCCAGAAGAACUUGAAUAAAUAUUGAACAAUCAAAGUCUAUUAUGUGGAAAAAAAGAAUAACUCAACAUGGUCAUUUAAUACAAUAACAGAAGAGGAUAUAUCAUCCAAGUCUUCUUUUUAAAAAAAUAAAUAAUUCCUUAUCAUUGGCGAUAAAAUAGUUGGAUCAUCUCUUGUGAUAAGAAUGGCAGUUAAAAGGCUUACUCCCUUCCCCCUUUUUUUUGUUAUAUGUCUCGAUUUAUAUAUACAUGUCUUGUUAAUUCUUAUCUUAUAAAUUCGUUUGCUUUUGUUACAAUGUAAUACUGUUGUACUAUUUACACAUUUGGCAAUCUCCCUAUCUAUAAAUAUAAAUAUAUAUAUAU
Molecule: messenger RNA, 2297 nt
Organism: Cokeromyces recurvatus
Lineage: Eukaryota; Fungi; Mucoromycota; Mucoromycetes; Mucorales; Mucoraceae
Exons: 8
Coding region: 304-1956 (550 amino acids)
Biological process (GO): phospholipid biosynthetic process
Cellular component (GO): endoplasmic reticulum membrane
Molecular function (GO): glycerol-3-phosphate O-acyltransferase activity; glycerone-phosphate O-acyltransferase activity
Source: RefSeq, a predicted model, not a curated record